CACAAUUUUGAGAGACUGCCAUUCCACUCCGUCUCUUCUGCUUGGUGCUUGUGCUGAUGAAUGGUUGAUGGUUGUGUUGAUUUCUCUCUUGCUCUCAUCACAUUAUUCAUCCAUUCCACAACAACAAAACAAACAACACUGCCAUCAUGAUGCUCGUACCAGUUGGACUAGUUGGAUUCAAGUAUUGGGAUAAACACCAUCGUCGUCGGAGUGCAGACACGGCACAAGAACCUCCGACGUUCCGAGAGUUUUUGGAGACGUACAUGUACUACCCAGACGAAGAACAAGAACCAGACAACGACAGUAAGAACAAAGAAUCGGUUAUGAGGAAACAGAAGACUGCCAAACCAGACAAUCCGCAAGUGGCCAGCGCCAUUCUGUCGGAACUCUGUCAAGUCUUGGAACCCAACACUAAACGCAACAACAAAAUUGCAGUAGAGGAGUGGACCAUGUCGGUGACAUCCUCCUACUCCUUUUCCACCGCAGAAGAUGACGAUGACGAUGAACCAAACAGUGACGGAGAGGAAGAGUCAUUGGCGGGGGAGUGCAUCCUCUCGGUGAUGGAUGGCUUGUUGGAAUAUGAAUCCGAAGAGGAAGCCCAACACGAAGAAGAAAUCGACUGUGGAAGGAUUUAUGGCGACGUGGUAGUAACCACUCCAUCGCCGCCACGGCGCAACAAGAAAAGACAAGGCAUACCACCAAAACCACAACAAGUAGUGUCAUGGACUCCAUCCUUUGGAUCGAGGCUCUACUGAUGAGUGAGCCACAAAAAACAAUCCGUGUACACACACUCACAAUCAAUCAAUCAUACAGUAGAGAUGGAAAGAGUGCCUCAAUACAAACACAAGCAUCGUUUCAUCAUCAUUACAGCGCCCAUUUCUGCCAAUUGUCAUUCCAGAGUCACCAUUUUAUAUUUUACAUUUUGUUACAGCAAGAUAACCCAGUACCUUACCAUAAGUGUUGUCCAUAAGUAAUGUGCGUUUUUAGACAAGUACUCAACCAACUUACUUGGUGCAUGUAUGUAUAUAUGUUCUAUCAGAGUGGAUUGGAGUUCAAGCCAAGCCAAGAUGCUGUUGUGAGCAAUGAAGAGAUGGCCUUGGAAGUCAUUUGUUGACAUUGAAGGCAGCAAAAGGUGGAGGUUCAAAACUUGAGAAAUUCUGAAGAUUGUUGGGUGAUGUGAUACCGUAGUAGUAUUGUCAAGGUACUGUAGUUGAUUUGGUAAUAUAAGGUAGUUUGUAAUUUCUCCUUGUUUC
This is a messenger RNA of Seminavis robusta, 1253 nucleotides long. NCBI's taxonomy places the organism in Eukaryota, Bacillariophyta, Bacillariophyceae, Naviculales, Naviculaceae. The record is from the annotation of a GenBank genome assembly.